Molecule: messenger RNA, 2173 nt
Organism: Notolabrus celidotus (New Zealand spotty)
Lineage: Eukaryota; Metazoa; Chordata; Actinopteri; Labriformes; Labridae
Product: SPARC-like protein 1
Exons: 9
Coding region: 510-1295 (261 amino acids)
Biological process (GO): anatomical structure development
Molecular function (GO): protein binding; extracellular matrix binding; calcium ion binding
Source: RefSeq, a predicted model, not a curated record
ACUGGCUCAUAAAUCUUUCUGUGGAUCUGGGCCAACUUCAAUGAAAACCAUUCUCUUCCCCCAAAACUCAUCCUCUCCCUCCCUCCUUUAACAUCUCUCCCUCAGUACUUCUCCCAUACUUCUGUCCCAAAUUCAUCAUCUCAGCAACACUCAACAACUCACUGUUAUUGUAUCUCUGAGUUCAGGUACCUGUGCUCUCCUGCAAUCUACAAGUAGCUAAUGUGAAGGAAAGAAAGUGAUGCAGACAGACAGACAGGGGAAAGCAGAGAGGAGGGGUUAGAUUAGGGAAGAAUGUAAAAAUAGAUGGAUCAAAUAAAAAGAUAAAGUAAAGACUGCUGGAGAGGGCUGUAAGAAGAGUACACCCUCACAGGCGCCGGUGAGACUGGAAAAGAAAGGUAUCUCGCAACAAGGAGAAGACAGACAACUCUAACAGGGGAAUUAAGCAACAGAGGAAAGCAGUGACAGAGACCCUGGAUUUUUUUAUAUAUAGCCUCCUGGAUGUUUCAACCAUGAACAUGAGUUUGACCUUUGAGCUGAUUCUGUUUCUGAGUCUUUACGUUUGGGCAGCCAUGGGAGGCAGAGCUCAGCGCAAACAGCGACAAGCUGAGGAGAGCUUGAAACCAUACAUUGGCAGGGUGGAUCCAGAAAAGCUUUGCGAGCUACUGAAAUGCCACAGUCCAGUGGGAUCUUGGUGCCAGGUUGUUCUGGAAAAUGGAGUCCUCAUCCCAAAGUGUGUCUGUCCUCAGUCCUGUUCAUGGCAGAGGGCACCAGUGUGCAGCGUUCUGGGAAAAACCUAUGGGAAUGAGUGUUUGCUGCAUAAAGAAGCCUGCAGAAAGAGACAUCGAAUCGGACUGGCACACUCAGGACCCUGUCUGGUCCCAAGGGCUAAAUGCACUGAAGAGGAGUUCAGCCAGUUUCCAUAUCGUCUCCUCGACUGGUUUCUACUCUUGAGUCGUAUGGGGGAAUCUUACGCACCUGCUCCCCCACCCCAGAGCUGCCUCAGCCACGCCCAGAGGACUCAACUGGCACAGCAAAGAUUUACUCUACUGGACAAGAACAAGGAUGGCAAUUUGAGCCGUCGGGACCUGAGGAAGCUGGGUUACAAAAGGAUGCCUCUGGAGCACUGUGCUGCACAGUUCUUUCAGUCAUGUGACCAUAACAGGAACAGGAAGGUGACCCUGCGGGAGUGGACAACCUGUCUGGUGGAUCGUUCAGAGUCCUGGUUCUUCCAUUUUAUGUCGAUGAAAAUGGGCUCCCGCAAGCUGUGUCCUACAAUCAAAGAGAACAACCUCUGACUCCUGAAGGUCUUUAGUUCUUCACUCAACAUGCUGCAGACAAGUUAUCUGAUUCAAAAGCUACAAGACAACAUCUCUACUGCUCCCUCUUUCAAUCUCCAAUUGUAGUUCACUUUACAUCCCAGUGUGUUAUAAAGAGAUCUAUCACCUCAUCAAACAGGACUCUGCUGGUAAUCUGUGCACUCAUGUGUGUACUUAAAUGAGACAAUAAAUGUCUGGAUGGACUGACCGCUACAGCGUUAAUGACAUUAGCUGACAUUUGUACAUUUGUGCUAUAAAAGAGCAGAGACAAUAGGCAACACUAAGAACCUAAUUGCAUGGCAUGCUUUGAAUGACCAAUUAAAAAAGAGUGUAGACAGACAGGGUGAUGUAUACUGAAUGACAAUGGGAAUUAAAAGACAAGGAGGAAAGAGACCCUGUGCAUGGGAUGACGUGACCAGGAAGAGACAAAGAGAUCAUAAAGAGGGGGGUGAAGGAGAAAAGAGGAGUAAAGUGUCAUGAUGCACUGGAGGAGAGCAAAGUGACUGAAAGGAAGAAGAGAGGAGUAUAAAGUGUGUUUGUGGAAGAUGGAGGGAAGGAGGUAAUGCACUGUAAAUGGGAGUUGAGAGUAAUGGAGUAAUGCAUAAAAAAUGGAUCAGAAAUGAGGGAAAGACUGAGAACGGAGAGUAAGAGGGGGGAAGGGAUGGCUGGGAGGAAUUGAGGAGAAGACUUAGUGCGAGAAAAAUAAAAGGUUUUGAUGCUGCGUAAGAUUUCCUUUACAUCCGACUCUACAUUUUCAAGCAAGAUGCAGAAUAUUUGAAACACUUACACUCUGCUGAGGUCAAAGAACUUAAAUGCAAGCUUGCUGCCUUUCCCUAUGUUUGCACCAUCUAUUAUAA